GUAAGGUAAGACUGACGGGAAGUCUGGAGCCGGCCGGUCUCUAGUGUUCUGUGUCCGGCGUGUGAACCGCUUCAGGCGUGAGUCGGGUGGGGGCUGGCUGUCACUCAAGCGUGCUGAGCACAGCUUCCUGAUGGCUGCCGAGCACUUCGCUCUCAGUGACAGAUGCCGUCUGUCCCAGACCCAGGCUGGUCUGCCUUGGCCCUCAGCCCUGCACCUCAGCUCUGGAGCUGUGCAGGGGGAAACACAGAUGCAAGUGUGUUUUCAAAGGAUGAGGAGCCCACGAGGGCUGGGAUGGGACUCAGUUGGCAGCGUUUUCUGUCCCCAGCACUGCGCCAAACCAAGCGUGCGACUGCCCGCCUGUAAUCCCAACUUCCAGAGGCAGAGGCAACAGUAUCAGCUGUUUUUAAAGCUAUCCUCAGCUACGUAUCAAGUUUGAAGCCAGCCUGGGCUACGUGUGGCCUCAUCUCAAACAAACAAAUAAAAAAAUAAAUGAUAAGAGAACUCGGAGACCUGUUAUCCUUGAGGAAUGGCAGAGGCAGUCUUCCGUGCUCCAAAGAGGAAAAGGAGAGUGUACGAGAGUUACGAGUCACCGCUGCCCAUCCCCUUUAGUCAGGACCAAAGUCCCAGGAAGGAAUUCCGAAUAUUCCAGGCUGAAAUGAUUAGCAACAAUGUGGUGGUGAGGGGCACAGAGGACAUGGAGCAGCUGUAUGGGAAGGGUUACUUUGGAAAGGGGAUCCUUUCAAGAAGUCGUCCGAACUUCACAAUCUCCAAUCCCAAGCUGGCUGCCAGAUGGAAAGGUGUGCAGACAGACAUGCCUAUAAUCACCUCAGAGAAGUAUCAGCACCGAGUGGAAUGGGCCAGGGAUUUCAUGCGGAGGCAGGGCCAUGAUGAGAGCACUGUGCAGAAGAUCCUUACGGACUACACAGAACCACUGGAGCCUCCUUACAGGGAGGGGGAAGGAGAGAGCCCACAGCGUGAACCCCUGAGCUCCAAGGCCGACUCCUCCCUGGAAGGCAGAGAGGGAAAGGAUGAACUUUCUGUGACCACCGGAGGUGCUGGACAAUCAGAUGACCUGCAGGGCCUCAACACACACUCAGACUGCCGGCAGGAGGGGCCUGGCCAUGCCACACUCACUGUGGCUAGUCCUUCUAGCCUUAAUGGGCAUGCUCUGUCCCAGAUCCCCUGCUGUAGCCAGGAAGCCCUCGGUCAGCAGGAUGACCUUUGGCCUGAAGCCAGCAGCCAGAUAGCAGGAGAGAGUAGGGCUGCUCACGAGUAUGUGCUCAUAGAGGAAGAGCUGUGUGAUGUCCAGGAGGGGGCAGCACCACAUGACGAGUUGCUGAAAAGAAAGAGACUUGUGUGCAGAAGGAACCCAUACAGGAUCUUUGAGUAUCUACAGCUGAGCCUAGAAGAGGCUUUCUUCCUGGCAUACGCCCUGGGAUGUUUAAGUAUCUACUAUGAGAAGGAGCCUUUGACCAUAGUGAAGCUCUGGCAAGUCUUCACUGCGGUCCAGCCCACCUUCAGGACUACCUACAUGGCCUACCACUACUUCCGAAGCAAAGGCUGGGUGCCCAAAGUGGGGCUCAAGUACGGAACAGAUCUGCUGCUGUAUCGGAAAGGCCCUCCAUUUUACCAUGCAAGCUACUCUGUCAUCAUUGAGCUCGUGGAUGACAACUUUGAAGGCUCCCUCCGAAGGCCUUUCAGCUGGAAGUCACUGGCCGCCUUGAGCAGAGUCUCAGGGAACGUCUCAAAGGAGCUGAUGCUGUGUUACUUGAUCAAGCCCUCUACCAUGACUGACGAAGACAUGGAGACCCCAGAAUGCAUGAAGAGGAUUCAAGUUCAGGAGGUGAUUCUCAGCCGAUGGGUGUCUUCCCGAGAGAGAAGUGACCAAGAUGAGCUUUGACCUUUCAAUCCCAGAGUCCACAGUUCACCAUCAGCCUGCCCUGAAGGAGCAUCAGCACAUUUGGGGAUCACAGGACCCCGUGCUCUGUUGCUUUAAUAGAGAAAUCUACUCCUGUAGCUCAGCCCACUCAAGGACUUCAACCAAUUACCCACGUGACUGGAAACCCAUUGACGGUUCGGAAACCUUGAAACGUGACUGGUGCAUCCUCAGUGAACUCCUUGUUUGACAGGUUGGUGCAUUGAACACAGAACUAUGUAGUACUGACUAUUAAAGAUGCAUCUCGCUUUGGAGAACUUCUUAUAAAAUAAAAAUAAGCAGUGGGGUUUUUGAGAGAA
Molecule: messenger RNA, 2235 nt
Organism: Rattus rattus (black rat)
Lineage: Eukaryota; Metazoa; Chordata; Mammalia; Rodentia; Muridae
Gene: Tsen2
Product: tRNA splicing endonuclease subunit 2
Exons: 12
Coding region: 527-1900 (457 amino acids)
Biological process (GO): tRNA-type intron splice site recognition and cleavage; tRNA splicing, via endonucleolytic cleavage and ligation
Cellular component (GO): tRNA-intron endonuclease complex
Molecular function (GO): nucleic acid binding; tRNA-intron lyase activity
Source: RefSeq, a predicted model, not a curated record